GCGCAAUGGUAGGAAUUCCACGUGGAUAGAUGAUGCACGUGCAGGCGCAGGUAAUGACAGACUAUGGUAAGAAUUCUUGUCCUGGCCUCGAUGUAUUUGAAUCAAGUUUCCUACCUUUGUGGGCUAAGAAGAGUCUGUUCCUGCGACGGUGGACGUCCCUUACACGCUGCUCUGCUGCUUCACUUGGGUUCUACCUUUACUCUUCUUCAUCCUAGCCGUUCUUCUGUCCUACGCUUAUUUCGCUUUCUAAUUGCAGCCUCGACAAUAAUUCAUUUGUCCAGCAUUCAUGAAUCUGCGUGCCACACAAUGCCGUAUGUGUUGCCUUGUCCCUCAUCCACCGUGGAACCACAGCAGCAGGUCUACUUUGACCUGGAUUCUAUGGAAUGUCAUAAUUUCCGCAACCUGCCUGUCGGGUGCCUGCCCAAGGUGAGCAAGAGCCCGAAACCCCCAAACGACGUCUUCGACUGCGUAUCCAUGUGUAAGCCACCAGCGGGUAUAUCAAAAAUGGAUCCCGGAUGCUAUCGCCGUUGGCUACUGCGACCGUGCGAGCAGGACGACAUGCAGUCUGCUUACUACGAUGUCAAGACGCGCAAAUGCGAGACGACCAGGAUUCAAGGAACACAGUGCUACAGCGUACCCCAUGCUUUUCCCAGCGACCAAGUCUGCCAGCAAAAAUGCCCUGCAGCCAACGAAUGUUCCCAGACACAACAACUAAGGGCGUGCAAGGCAAUGGACAAGAAACGCUCCGCCUUUUACAAUCCAUUCACGGGACAAUGCCAAGAACUGAGCGUGGAACAUCUCUGCCUCGGAGGCGACAACCGAUUUAGCAACUUCUCCGAAUGCGAAAGCACCUGUCUUAGAAGGUCUGACGACGACGGUCGCAGGAGGAUUCCAAUAGUCUUGCAAUAAACGUUUCCAUGUUAGCUGACUUUAGCAGGAAAACCCUAGAUUAAAAUCCACGUAGUACUCGAACA
Molecule: messenger RNA, 974 nt
Organism: Ornithodoros turicata
Lineage: Eukaryota; Metazoa; Arthropoda; Arachnida; Ixodida; Argasidae
Exons: 7
Coding region: 64-909 (281 amino acids)
Molecular function (GO): serine-type endopeptidase inhibitor activity
Source: RefSeq, a predicted model, not a curated record